Adineta steineri is the source of this 2274-nucleotide messenger RNA. The record is from the annotation of a GenBank genome assembly. NCBI's taxonomy places the organism in Eukaryota, Metazoa, Rotifera, Eurotatoria, Adinetida, Adinetidae.
AUGAAUAAAUGUAAAAUUCAACAAACGAAUUAUUUACGAUCAAAUUCAACAAGAAAAAAUUGUUCAUCAGAAUCAAAUAAUGAAUCAGACGAACCUAUUGAUGAUACUAAUAUUAUUAUGAAAACACCUCAAACUUUAGUCGAUUUACUUGAUGUUGAUGAUAAUGAUUAUCAAAAUGAAGAAGAUAGAGUAGAAACUGAGAAUGAUGAUGAUGACGACGACGACGAUGAUGAUGAUUCUACACAAUAUAGUAUUGAUGAUCCAAAUACAACAGAAACAACAAGACAAAAGAAAUCUAACAAGAAAAAUGGUCCAGGUGUCCUGGAUGUUCCAUCGCCGGACGUCGGACUUGAUGUUAAAUUUGGUUUUAAUGAUUUAUGUCCAGUCUGUGGUGAUAAAGUCAGUGGUUUUCAUUAUGGCCUCUUGACAUGUGAAUCGUGCAAAGGAUUCUUUAAACGAACAGUACAAAAUAAGAAAAAUUAUCAAUGUAUUGACAAGCAACAAUGUCAAAUAGAUAAAACUCAACGAAAACGUUGUGCUUUUUGUCGUUUUAAAAAAUGUUUACAAGUUGGCAUGAAAUUAGAAGCUGUUCGAGAAAAUCGUGUACGAGGUGGAAGAAAUAAAUUUGGUCCAUUAUAUCGUCGUAGUAGAGCAUUACGGCAACAAAUAAUGAGACAACAUUUUGUUAGUAUGGUUAAAGCACAACAAAAUAUUAUGCCAAAUGGAAAUGGUAUGGAUAAUGGGCAAUCACCCAUAGAUAUAACUGGUGUAACAAAUGGUAAUGUUAUGCAAGUUAAAUCUGAACCCGAACAACCAAAUCUUCAUCCAUUUCAACAUAUUUAUUCGAGUUUACAACAAACACCAACAAAUGUUGGUCAUCCUUCACAUGUACAUCAUCAAAAUCAUCAUCCACAUCAUCCAUCCUCGACGCAUCAUCAACAUCAUUAUCAGUCAUCACAUCAACAACAAAAAUCUUUAUCUACAACAGCAUCAUCACCAUCAUCAUCAUUUAAUGUUUAUCCAGAUUUUUUUAAUACAAAUCCAAAUGUUACAAAUAAUACACGUAUGCCAUCAUUUCAAUUAAAUCCAUUUAAUCCAUAUUAUAAAAAUUCAUCAACAACAUAUGGACAUUCACCACCAUCAUUACUUUUACCACCAACAUCAUCAUUACCAACUGGUGUUUCAUCAACAAAUACAUCAACUAGUAACAGUAAUCCACCCUCAGGUUCAUCAAAUUCGAGUUCAUCACCAGUUGGACAAUUAUCAUCAAAAUUACUUGACUAUCAAAUAUCAUCACCAACAACAACAGUCACAAAUACAAAUAAUAAUUCAACAUCAAAUACAUCAUCCAUAUUAAGUACAUUAACUAUGCAACAACAAUCAAUUACUUCUAAUGAUUCAAUGAAUACAGAUAAUCAUAAUGGUACAUCAUCAGUUUAUUUUUAUAAUCAUCAAUAUUUAGGACAAAAUUAUGAGAUGAACGAUACUAAUGGUAUACCAGAAAUCUUAACAAAACUUAUUGAAUCAGAUCAAGCUUAUCGAUGUACGGAAGUACGAUAUAUUGAAGAUAUUCAACAAAUUCAUAUUGAUCUAACACGUGAAGAUGGUGAUAUAUUAGUUGUAUGUUCACUAUUGGAUAAAUUAUGUUUUCUUAUGGUUGAUUGGGCUCGACAAUCUUUAUAUUUUAAAGAUAUUCAAAUUGAUAAUCAGAUAAAAUUAUUAAAAGCAGCAUGGAUUGAAAUUUUAAUUAUCGAUCUUAUUUGGAAACAAUGUCAACAACCAAAAGAAACUUGUGUAAAUUGUAUUGUUAGUGCAAAUGGUCAAUUAUUAAAUAUAAAUUUAAUUCAAAAUCCAGCUGUUAAAAAAUUAGCUGAAAGAUAUUUACAGUGUGUUAAUGAUUUUCGACAACUACAGUGGCAAUAUCCGGAAUAUCUUGCACUUAAAUAUCUAGUACUCUUUGAUCCAGAUGUUCAAGGUGUUACUGAAUCGAGUUUAAUUGAAGAAGUUCAAGAAAAAAUCACUAAUGCUUUAGGUGAAUAUACAACAGAUCAUAAUAAUACAUCAUCAACAUCAAAUACAUCUUCAACUCAACAACAAGUGCCAACAAAUGAGCAAGAAAAAUUUGCUUGUAUUUUACUUAAACUACCCGAUGUACGUCUUGUUGGCAAUGAUUUGAAAAAACUACUACAAUUAAUUGAUCGUAAACAUGAUGGUAAACUUCUUGAUGGUUGUUUACUUGGCGAAAUGCUCAAUGGUUUACAAUCAAAUAAUUAA